GCUGAAGGGGAGGUGGCAGCUCUGAACAGACGUAUCCAGCUCGUGGAAGAGGAGUUGGAUCGUGCCCAGGAACGGCUGGCCACGGCCUUGCAGAAACUGGAGGAGGCUGAGAAAGCAGCGGAUGAGAGUGAGAGAGGAAUGAAGGUUAUCGAGAACAGAGCCAUGAAAGAUGAAGAGAAAAUGGAAAUUCAGGAAAUGCAACUGAAGGAGGCGAAGCAUAUUGCUGAAGAAGCCGACCGCAAAUACGAGGAGGUUGCCCGUAAACUGGUGAUUUUGGAGGGUGAACUGGAGAGAGCCGAAGAGCGUGCAGAGGUGUCCGAAGUUAAAUGCAGCGACCUUGAAGAGGAGCUAAAGAACGUCACUAACAACCUCAAGUCUUUGGAAGCUCAAUCUGAAAAGUACUCAGAAAAAGAAGAUAAAUACGAAGAAGAAAUCAAGAUCCUUUCUGACAAGCUUAAAGAAGCUGAAACUCGUGCUGAAUUUGCAGAGAGAACCGUCGCCAAACUGGAAAAGUCUAUCGAUGACCUGGAAGACGAGCUGUACGCUCAGAAGCUGAAGUACAAAGCCAUCAGCGAGGAGCUGGACCAUGCCCUCAAUGACAUGACCUCCUUGUGACCGGCACCUGGGGGGCACGGGGCUGCUCUGACUCGCUGCAUUCCUUGAGCUUUCCUUGCCUGUAAAACCUGUCACUUCCGUG
Messenger RNA from Tauraco erythrolophus (red-crested turaco), 697 nucleotides. NCBI's taxonomy places the organism in Eukaryota, Metazoa, Chordata, Aves, Musophagiformes, Musophagidae. The record is from RefSeq and is a predicted model, not a curated record.